Messenger RNA from Musa acuminata AAA Group (dessert banana), 1415 nucleotides. RefSeq names its product flavanone 3-dioxygenase 2-like. The transcript is spliced from 4 exons. The record is from RefSeq and is a predicted model, not a curated record. NCBI's taxonomy places the organism in Eukaryota, Viridiplantae, Streptophyta, Magnoliopsida, Zingiberales, Musaceae. Bases 106 to 1119 code for a protein of 337 amino acids.
GUCAAGACCGUAUCUUAUAUCUGCGCAUCGCGUUUCCCCGUUCGACCUCGCACAACCUUCUCUCGCUCGCUCGCUCGCGCGCUCUCCCGUUUCCCGCUAAGUCCGAUGGCAGACCAACUUCUCUCUGCGGUCUCCGACUACGUCUCCAUCCCGGAGAGUUACGUCCGCCCGGAGUCGCAGAGGCCUCGCCUCAACGAAGUGAUCCGAGGAGCCAACAUCCCCACCAUCGAUUUCGGCUCAGAGGAUGAGCUCCAAAUCAUAGCGCAAGUCGCCGACGCCUGCCGGUCUUUCGGCUUCUUCCAGGUGGUGAACCACGGAGUGCCGCUGGAGUCGAUGCAGAAGAUGAUGGCAGUGGCUUCGGAGUUCUUCCGCCUCCCUCCCGAGGAGAAGGCGAAGCACUACUCGGACGACCCAGCAAAGAAGAUGAGGCUGUCGACGAGCUUCAAUAUCAAGAAGGAGACAGUCCGCAACUGGAGAGACUAUCUGCGGCUCCAUUGCUAUCCGCUGGAGGAGUUCGUGCCUGGUUGGCCUUCCAAUCCCGCUUCAUUUAGGGAUGUGGUUAGCACUUACUGCAGGGAAGUCCGUCGACUAGGGUUUCGACUCCUGCGAGCAAUAUCGCUGAGCCUUGAGCUGGAGGAAGGCUACAUGGCGAAGGUGCUGGGGGAGCAGGAGCAGCAUAUGGCCGUAAACUACUACCCGAAGUGCCCAGAGCCGGAGCUCACCUACGGCUUACAGGCUCACACCGACCCCAACGCCCUCACCGUCCUGCUUCAGGACCCAAACGUCGCUGGGUUGCAGGUACUCAAGGACGGUAAAUGGAUCGCUGUCAAUCCGCAACCCGACGCGUUGGUCAUCAACAUCGGUGACCAACUACAGGCACUGAGUAACGGAAGGUACAGGAGCGUGUGGCAUCGAGCGGUGGUCAACUCGGAGAGGGAGAGGAUAUCGGUGGCGUCGUUCCUCUGCCCCAGCAGCAGCGUGGUGAUCAGCCCGCCGGAGAAGCUCGUCGGUGACCGGGCUCGGCCCGUGUACCGGACCUACACCUACGACGAGUACUACAAGAAGUUCUGGAGCAGGAACCUGGACGACGACCAUUGCUUGAAGCUCUUCGAGUGCUAAUGGCUUGCCGACGAGGGAGGAGGCAUCCCACGCGACCCAGGAUGGCGGCCUACGUUGCUGGUAUCGUGGCCACAUCAGCAAGUACACCAGAUGAUCUGGCAUGCUGCUUCUUGACAUGCCUCCGCGCUGUCCACAAUAAGCUAUGGACGUAUUAAAUUUUUGGUAUACGGAGGCAAAUGCGUAGUGCUCAUACGAAGCUUUCAGGCAUGGCAAUAAUGUCUCUUCCUUGCAAAUAGAACCGUCAUCAGUAUCUUUACGUUGCUUGUAAGUAUGAUAUAAAUAAAUGGUUUGCUGGA